Cladocopium goreaui is the source of this 4389-nucleotide messenger RNA. Lineage: Eukaryota; Dinophyceae; Suessiales; Symbiodiniaceae. The record is from the annotation of a GenBank genome assembly.
AUGGACCCCGAACCAAAUACUUCAAAAGCAGCCUCGCUGGUGCACUCAAAGGCGAGUGUGGUGAAGGCAGUGCCAGUGAACACAUCCAAGGCAGCCAGCCUUGCCUUCGCUAAAGACGGGUUCCCGAUCCCACCUGUUUUGGGACCAUGCCCGAUGCCACAAGUACCACCUCCUCCAUUGACUCAACCUCCUCAAUUUGAGAUCACUGCUGGGGGCUGCAUAGGCACCAAGAUGCCUCCAACUCAACCAGGGCAAUUGUUUCUGCCUGGAGCUCCCCCGCCUCCGCCGAUGCUUUUGCCUGGCGGGCCUACCUUGAGCCCUUUGGGUCCCCCACCUCCUGGUCCACCUAUGGCACCGCCACCCAUGGACAUCACAGCUGCUGAGCUUGUGGCAGCUGUCGAUGCAGCAAUGGCACGCGUCGUUGCUGGCAGUGUCCCACCUGGGCUGGGGCCAGGUUCUGAACCAGGCCUGCUCCCAGGUCAGUUGCACAGUCCGGUGCAAGGUCCGCCGCCAGGUCCUCCUGCAUCUGGACCCGCUGAAAAGGUGGAGUGGGAAGCCCACAAAUCACAACAAGGCAUGCCUUAUUUUUUUUGCAGGAAGACUGGCGAGUCAAGAUGGGUCAAGCCUACAGGGCCCCAAGACGUGAUCGUGGAUGCGAAGCCGGCAGCGAAACAAGUUCAAGCCGCCCCAAAAGCUGCGCCCGCCGCUUCAAUUAAGGACCGCAUUGGGGAACCUGAGUCGUGGGAAACCAUAGGCAAGACUGGGUGGUCAAGAGUUCAGACUGAUAAAGGCUUCACCUACUUCUACCACAAGAAGCAGAAGAAGACAUCGUGGACUUGCCCGCCUGAAAUUGAAAAGGAUGUGGCCGAGCUUGAUGGUUGCCUUGGUGCAGUUGAGGAGGUGGAAGAAAGCAAUGAGGAGAGUAAUGCAAAAGAAGAUCGAGAAGAUCCCGAGCGUAUGGCCGAUGAGGUGCCCAAAGAUGACGCUCAAACGGAGGUGACAAAGCCAAGCAAAGCUGAGCGAGCAGAGAAAAGAGCUCAGCAGGUGGAGGAAGAGCAAAAACUUGCAAAAGAGAAAGAAAAACUGAGGAAUUUCAAGCAGCUCCUCCUGGAAAAGGGCGUCAAAGCCUUCGAUAAAUAUGAAAAGUGGCUGCCAAAGCUUGUGCAUGAUCCCCGGUUUUCUGCCAUCACAGGCCAGAAGGAGAGGAAACUUCUGUUUGACAUGCUAGCCAAGCGUAUAGACAGUGAGAAGCGCAAGACCCAGGCAGUCCACAAAUUGAAGGGACGGGAGGCAUUCAGAGAGCUGCUGACCAAGGCAGAUGAAAUGGAGUUGCUCCAUGGGCGAAGCGUAGAGAGAGCAUUGUCAGCCAUGGAGCGCCGUUUUGGAGAUGACGAGCGUUGGGAUGCAGUAGCAGAAGCCAAGAGGGAGCGAAUGGUCGCUGAAGCGGUCGAGGAAGCCACAAAGCGGGUUGAGAAGGAAAAGGACGAGGCGCGUGCCGCCUUUCGUGCCUUGGUCUUGAGGACGCUGAGCUCCCUGAAGAAGGAUGGAAAGGACGAUGCUCCUUCCUUCUCCCACGUCCGACGUCACUUUGAGGGCGAUCCUUGUUGGCCCAAGCUUGGAUCUACAGAACGGGAAGGCAUGUACAGCAGGAUUGUCCGUGAAUUGGAAGAAUCUCGGAGAAAGCAGAGAGCCAAGCAGCGCCAGAUUCAACUUGAAGUGGAGGAAGCGCGAAAGAAGAGGAGACUCACAGAAAGCGAGGAGAGAAUGUUCAGUGUUUUGGCCGAGCGAGUGAAGAAUCCCUUCAGCUUGACCUGGGAGGAGGCGAAGGAGGAGCUGGGAGACUUCCUGCAGGAUCUCCUGCAGGGCUUGAAGGACGAGGAACUGGAGCAGAUGUAUCUGGACUACCAGAAAAGAUCCAUCGAUGCACGCCGAGAGGCCUGGCUAUGUAUCCUUGACGCUGCUGGUUUUGAUGCAAUCGGACCUGAGCUGGAGUUCGAGGAAGUUGUCGAAAGAGCUUUUGAUGCCCGCACUGACGCAGCAACUGCUCGAGCUUUUCACGGGAUGCCAGAGGAAGUGCUGAAGGCAGCCUGGCUUGAAUGGCGAGAACGUGCUUACGAUCUUGCCAUAGAAGACUGCCAAAAGUGGCUUCGAACCUGUGAGCACCUCCGUGGUUGCGAAGAUGUAGAGCCAACAGGCGGAGACAGCUUCGACAGACUCUUGCGCAGGCUAGCGGCCAAAGAUGUUCGCUUCAGACGCCUGAACGGACGACCAGAGCAGCAAACACGGCUGUUGGCUGGACGCCUUCGGGAGCUGCGGAGCCUGCGAGAGAAAGGACACACCAAAGGAGAGGAUGACGAGUUGGACGAGCAGAAGGACAAGCAGAAAGACAGGGAGAAAGACAAGGAGAAAGACAGGGACAAGGACAACGAUGAGAAAGGGCUCACGCGGAAAAUGUCAGUUCAAUUUGUGAACGGUGAUGUGUACACUGGCAACUGCAAGCAGUUCCCAGAAGGUGAAAAACGACAUGGGAUUGGCACCUACGUCUAUUCUAGUGGAACCCAUGACGUAUACAAGCAGUAUCAAGGUCAAUGGCAGGAGGACAAGAAACACGGUUACGGUGUCCUGUUUUAUCGCAAUGGCGGCGUUUAUGUGGGCCAAUGGAUGAACAAUCAGAAGCAUGGCCUUGGAGUUCUCCUGGACAGCAACUCCCAGGGUAUGCCGACCUACCGAUACGAGGGGCUAUGGAAAGAGGACUAUGGCCGAUCUCCAAACGUCCUUCUCUGUCACAUCCUGUCUCGCAUCCCUCAUAUCCCUCACUACCUGCUGAUUCGCUUUGGGCCUUUGGGCCUUCCCGGGUCUGGAGCAUUCUUGCUGACGUGUGCCACCCUCCAGGACCAUCAACAUGGGCUGGGCGUAGAGGAAAGAGAUUACGAGUCAUACUUUGGGAACUUCAACAAUGGCAACCGUGCCGGCCGUGGAGUGAAAAUGAACCUAGCAAAGGCCAUUUCGAGCAAUGAAGUCUUGGAUGCCAACUCCCGUCCUAAGCCCUUCUAUGAAGCACUUGAGCAAGAGCUUGAUGAACUUUACAAAAUUGAAGACUUGCAGCGAAGGUCCUCACCUGCCAUGGGCAACAAUGAUAGCUGGCGAAGCGGUUUGGCCAGCAGUGCCACAAUGCCAAAUAGUGCAACGUUUCACUUUGGCCAGUUUCAAGAUGCUGGCGCCCGAACUUCAUUGGCUGAGCUUGCCUUUUCAGAGGCACCUCCGGGAACUGGAACUGUGUCUCCUGGUGAAAAUGAGAGUGGAAGCACGUCGACUGCAAGUGCAAAAAGAAGCACACCGUUGCCAAUGUCAAUUCCUCGCAACGGGUCGAACAAUGAUUUUGGAACGCCGGCGACACCAGCGCUUCAAGCUGGAGCCGCCAGCUUUGGCGGAGGCACCUUCAUGGGACAGCGCAUCUCCAGCCCAGGAACUUCAAUGGGCCAUCAGACUCCCUUGCAGUACGGCACCGGGCCAACAGCUUCGGAGCGGCGGAGCUCCAGUGAAAGUACAGGACAACGCGUGUCUCCCGGAGCUCCAGGAGCUCCAGGCAAUGCCAAUGGUGGCUUUGUAUUCUCAAUGCAUGAAGAGAAUGACUUCAUCUCACCGCAGGAAUUGCGCCUGGAACAGCGGCGCAUCCGGGAUCAGCUGGAUUCAGGUGAUGUCAACGGGGUCGUUCAACGCUUGCACCUGAGUCGUGGAGCAGCUGGCGGAGGAUCUGCCGGGAACAAUUCCAACCAUGGCCGCUAUUCCCAGGACCUUAAUGCAGCUGACUUGGCCAAAAAAGCUGCCAAGAGGGCCCCUUUCCGAAGAAGCCCAAUGCUGUGGACAGAGGACGAGCUAGCUGCGUUCAUGUCCUGCCUCGGGCUGAGCCCAGAUGUCAGCCAUCGCGUGAUGCGUCAGCGCUUCAAGGGUGCUGCACAGUUUCUCAGCAUGUCAAAUGUCCAGCUGCGCAAAGCCUUGGGCAUGGUGACCCCUGUUGAGCGCCUGGUGGUUCGCAAUGCUUUGAAGCGUUUAUUGGACGGAACACGCUUGGAGGCAAGUGUUUGCAGUGUGAAGGCCAUGGACAUCAUCAGCGACUCCGUGCUCAGCCACUACAUAAUACCGAAGGAAGAGCUUACCAUGGUGUCCAAGAUUUCGCAGGGUGGUUACGGAACUGUAUACCGCGGUGUUCUCGAACCGAAAGUUGAUAGGGCCGGAGGUGCUUUCCAGGCCCGAAGAACCCACUUGGUGGCAGUCAAGGACAUGAAGGGUGAGCGCAGAGUUCAGCUGUACGAGCUCCUGAAAGAAGCAUGCGCAGGGCGCCUCAGGAUGAUUUCAUAUCUUCUUGAAGACAUCGAUCUGUGGACAUAA